CCUCCUCAUAGUCCCCCUCCUCCUCACAGUUUCCCUCCUCCUCACAGUCCCCCUCCUCCUCAAAGUUUCCCUCCUCCUCACAGUCCCCCUCCUCCUCACAGUCCCCCUCCUCCUCACAGUCUCCCUCCUCCUCACAGUCCCCCUCCUCCUCACAGUCCCCCUCCUCCUCACAGUCCCCCUCCUCCUCACAGUUUCCCUCCUCCUCACAGUCCCCCUCCUCCUCACAGUUUCCCUCCUCCUCACAGUCCCCCUCCUCCUCACAGUCCCCCUCCUCCUCACAGUCUCCCUCCCCCUCACAGUCCCCCUCCUCCUCACAGUCCCCCUCCUCCUCACAGUCCCCCUCCUCCUCACAGUCCCCCUCCUCCUCCUCACAGUUUCCCUCCUCCUCACAGUUUCCACCCUCCUCACAGUCUCCCUCCUCCUCACAGUCCUCCUCCUCCUCACAGUCCCCCUUCUCCUCACAGUCCCCCUCCUCCUCACAGUUUCCCUCCUCCUCACAGUCCCCCUCCUCCUCACAGUUUCCCUCCUCCUCACAGUCCCCCUCCUCCUCACAGUUUCCCUCCUCCUCACAGUCCCCCUCCUCCUCACAGUCCCCCUCCUCCUCACAGUCCCCCUCCUCCUCACAGUCCCCCU
Molecule: messenger RNA, 633 nt
Organism: Peromyscus eremicus (cactus mouse)
Lineage: Eukaryota; Metazoa; Chordata; Mammalia; Rodentia; Cricetidae
Exons: 1
Source: RefSeq, a predicted model, not a curated record